Rhodamnia argentea is the source of this 1999-nucleotide messenger RNA. RefSeq names its product disease resistance protein L6-like. The coding region runs from base 48 to 1964 and encodes 638 amino acids. The transcript has 3 exons. Lineage: Eukaryota; Viridiplantae; Streptophyta; Magnoliopsida; Myrtales; Myrtaceae. Gene Ontology annotation, biological process: signal transduction; defense response. The record is from RefSeq and is a predicted model, not a curated record. Gene Ontology annotation, molecular function: ADP binding.
AUUUUCGUUCAGCUCGAUUCUAUCUCAGGCCCGGUUUGCAGCGUCCGAUGGUACCCGCCACCGACACAUCAGGAAGGGAGUUCGAGGUGUUCCUGAGUUUCAGGGGUUCGGAUACUCGGAAUAACUUCACUAGUUGCCUCUAUCGUGACAUGGUCGAGAAAGGAAUCCGCGUCUUUAAAGACGACGAAGAGCUCCGAGUGGGCGAGAAGAUCGAGAAGCUCUUGAAAGCGCUCAGCGACUCUCAAAUCUAUAUUCCCAUCUUCUCGGAGGACUUUGCUUCCAGUGCGUGGUGUCUCCGCGAGCUUACCCGUAUGGUGGAUUGCACUUCAAAGUCGGAUGGGAAGAAGGAGAUCCUCCCCCUUUUCUUCGACGUGAAGCCGGAGGAUGUCAAGAGCAGAACCGGAUUGUACAGUAAGGCCCUGUCUAAGCUUGAGAAGGAGAAGAAGUAUGACCCCGAUGAGGUGCAUCGCUGGAGAGAUGCCCUUCGUGAGGUUGCAACCAGAGUUGGUUGGAGGCGAGAAGGGAAAGAGUAUGGGGAACUUAUAGGAUUGAUUGUUCGAGAGGUUCAGCUUAAGCUGACGGGGAAGGACAGAUCUCUUCCUGUCCAUUUUGUUGAAACAGAUGAUCUAGAAGAUAUAGUGGAAUUGUUGGAUGCUGACUCUCAUGAUCAUGUACUUUUUGUUAUAAUUAAUGGGAUAGGCGGUAUCGGUAAAUCAACUCUUGCUAGCGUCAUUUUCAACCGAUUUCGGUCUAAAUUCAGCCACAGUAGUUUCCUUGAAGAUGUUCAAAGUCAUGAUCUUUUAGACAUGCAAAAGAAACUGUUAUCCGAAACACUGGGCUCGACAUCCGCUCAAGAAAUCUAUGACACCAACGAUGGGAUCGAUCGCAUAAGAAGAGGACUUGGCGACAAGAAAGUUCUUGUUGUUGUCGAUAAUGUGGACGAGAAGAAGCAACUCACUAACCUCGCAGGGAGCUGUGAUUGGUUCGGUCCCGGAAGUAGGAUAAUUGUCACGGUUAGGGACAAAAGCAAAAUAGAACAUGAGGAGAUGCAAAUGCGACCUAGCAAUUACUUGCCCCACCCAAUAAAGGAAAUGCCUUUGGAUCGAGCAAUUCAACUUUUUAACAAGCAUGCCUUUAGAAGCGACACUCCUCCGGAAGAUUGCUCUGAUCUCUCGGCAAAAGUUGUUUCAAGCAUAGGAAGGCUUCCUUUGACUCUAGAAGUUGUGGGUUCUCUUUUCGCUGGCACUGGCAAAUCAGAAUGGGAGAAGACAUUGAAGGACUUAAUUCAAGUACCACAUGGGGACAUCCGAAAGACGCUGAUGAUAAGUAUCGAUAAAUUGGACCCCGAGAGAAAAAAUAUAUUCCUAGACAUAGCAUGUUUUUGUGUCGGGGAGGACGAGUCUUAUGCAUCUUACAUGUGGGAUGAUUGUGAAUAUUCUCCACAAAGCGCGAUUAGAGUUCUUCGCCUUAUGUCUUUGAUAAAGAUCGACGAGAAUAAUAAGUUCUGGAUGCAUGAUGAACUUCGAUAUUUAGGAAGGUACAUUGUCAAGGAAAAGAAUUUCAAAGAUGCUGGAAAGCGCACUUGGGUUUGGAUUGAUGAGCAGACGUCACGCAUACUAAGGAGUGACAAGGAAAAACCAGCUGUACAAGCACUCAGUCUGGGUAUUACCCAUGACUUAACACCUGAAGAAUUAGCCCAUUUCCCAGAGUUGACGUUCCUUGGAGGGGAAAGAAUGAAUUUCAUCGGUGACUUCAAAGACAGUCUUCCUAAUCUGAGAUGGCUUUCUUGGCGCCAUUGCCCACUGAAUCUCACAGCGACAAAUCUUUGCCCAGUGGGCUUAGUUGUCCUUGAUCUUUCAGAGAGCAAUAUCACCCAUGAUUGGGUUGGAUGGAGCCAAAUCGAGGUACCGGCACACCUCACUCAUGUUUGCUUCAAGUUCUAUCAUUUGACAUUUGCCAGCUAGUUGUGUGCUACUGUAUUCUUAUACUUUUCAUGGGC